UUUGCAGUGUGUGUGUUCACCUGGGUGGAGUGAUGGACAGAAACACACCCUGGUUUAACCACAGAGUAGGAGGAUUCAAUGAUACACACUGGGUAACACACACACACACCGCUGAAGGGAACGGAGUUAAAGAGUUCGACUUUUGACCUCUUCUGUCAGGAUACAGAAAGAUGACUGAACCUGGCUCAAUUAAAGGCAUCAAAUACAAGCCUGGCCUACAGAUAUGGUCUAUAAAUGAUAUGAAAUUGGUUCCUGUGCCAGAAGAAGCAUUUGGGAAUUUCUUUGAAGGAGACUGCUACGUGGUUCUCUAUGGAGGUCCAGAGAAUGCUCGCACCAUGGACAUCCAUUACUGGAUAGGGAACAGCUCCUCUCAGGAUGAGCAGGGUGCCGCGGCCGUCUAUGUUACGCAGCUGGAUGGAUGUUUGGGUGGAAGUCCAGUGCAGUACCGGGAAGUCCAGGGCUGUGAAUCAGUCAAGUUUAAAAGUUACUUCAAAAAUGGCAUAAUAUAUAAAAAAGGAGGCGUGGGAUCAGGGUUUAAACACGUUGAGACCAACGUCUAUGACAUUUUGCGUCUGCUGCACGUCAAAGGCCGGAAGGAUGUCACUGCCAUGGAGGUGGAUUUGUCAUGGGCAAGCUUCAACACUGGGGAUGUCUUUCUGCUGGACAUGGGGAAAAACAUUGUGCAGUGGAACGGCCCUCAGAGCAACAGACAGGAGAGAUUAAAGGCAUGUAUGCUAGCUCAGGACAUCAGGGAUAGAGAGAGAGGGGGACGAGCACAGAUCGGAAUAGUAGAGGGAGAAAAAGAAGAAGCCUCCCCAGAACUGAUGAAGGUCAUGGCAUCUGUGCUGGGCCAGAGGACUAAACCACUGAAAGAAGCUGUCCCUGACAACACAGCAAACCAAUUCAAGACCACUAAUGUCAAGCUUUACCAGGUAUCAGAUGCCAGUGGUAAGCUGAUAGUACAGGAGGUCGCUUCUAGUCCAUUGACCCAAAGCCUUCUGCAUUCUGAUGACUGCUACAUUGUAGACAUAGGCGGCGUCUCUUUAGCAGUGUGGAAAGGAAAGAAGGCUACUGAACAGGAAAAGAAUUCAGCCCUUCAACAGGCAGUGGGAUUUAUUAAAGCCAAAAACUAUCCCCCUACCACUCAUGUGGAAGUUAUGAGUGAAGGAGCAGAAUCUGCCAUGUUUAAACAACUCUUCAAAUCCUGGAAAGAGAAAGGCCAAACCCAGGGCCUGGGGAAAACCUACACCAGGGGCCAGAUAGCCAAAGUUGACCAGGUGAAGUUCAAUGUCAUGGAACUUUAUGCUGAGCCGAAACUUGCUGCACAGGAACGAAUGGUGGAUGAUGCUUCUGGAGAAAUAAAGAUUUGGCGUAUAGAGCACUUGGAACUUCAGGAGGUACCCCCCAGUACUUAUGGGCAGUUUUAUGGAGGAGACUGUUAUCUUAUUCUCUAUACCUACACCAGGGCCAACAAACCACAGUACCUCCUCUACAUGUGGCUGGGCCGCCAUGCCACACAGGAUGAGAUAACAGCAUGUGCAUACCAGGCAGUGAAUAUAGACAACAAAUAUAAUGGAGCACCUGUUCAGGUCAGGGUGACCAUGGGUAAAGAGCCACGCCAUUUUCUGGCCAUGUUUAAGGGUAAACUCGUCAUCUAUGAGGGUGGGACAGGAAAACCGGGAGUGGUAAACCCUGAUCCCGGUGCUAGGCUUUUCCAGGUUAAAGGAACGGAUGAAAUGAAUACCAAGGCUACAGAGGUGCCAGCAAGAGCUUCUUCUCUCAACAGCAAUGACGUCUUUCUUCUGAAAACAAAGGACGUGACUUACAUGUGGUAUGGCAAGGGCUGCAGUGGUGAUGAGCGUGAGAUGGGGAAGACUGUAGGUGAUGUACUUUCAAAAGAGGACAAGCAAAUUGUGAUGGAGGGCCAAGAGCCGGCUCAGUUCUGGGUAGCCCUGGGUGGAAAAGCGCCAUAUGCCAGUGACAAGAGGUUCGAGCAGGCGACACCAUCGCACACUCCUCGCCUUUUUGAGUGCUCUAACCAGACAGGCCAAUUCCGUAUGAACGAGGUGGGCCAAUUCUCUCAGGAUGACCUGGAUGAGGACGAUGUCAUGUUGCUGGACACUUGGGAUGAGGUUUUCCUGUGGAUUGGCAACUCUGCCAACCAGUUUGAGAUCCAGGAGUCUCACAACUGUGCAAUAGAAUAUCUGAAGACGCAUCCAGCUGGUCGCGACCCUAAUACCCCCAUUAUCUCUGUAAAACAGGGCUACGAGCCGCCGACUUUCACAGGAUGGUUCAACGCCUGGGAUGCUCACAAGUGGAGUGGAGGUUUGUCGUAUGAGGAGAUGAAGAGUAAACUGUCUGCCUCGGGAUCGGUUUCACAGAUCAGUGUGAACAUGAACAGCAAAGUCAUCAACAGGAAGUCAGUGGGCGGAGAGAUGCUCAGCAGUGCCCCUGGGGGACCCAUCGCUGAAAUUGCCUCUCAGGUCUCCAAAUCCCAAAAUCCUCGACCCCUCAUGAGCAGCAGCAACGCACGUGUCAAUACGGCUCCUGUUAAAAGUAAAAUCACAGUGAAUUUGGGUCCUGAGCAGCUGAGCAAUAAGAGCUCUGCUGAGCUUCCUCAGGGGGUGGAUCCCGAGAAACGAGAGAAUUAUCUGAGUGAAGCAGACUUCGAGAGUCUCCUCGGCUGCACCAGAAGCGAUUUCCAGCGCUUGCCAAAGUGGCGUCAGAGCGACCUGAAAAAGAAAGCCGGGCUUUUAUAAGAAAACAAAAUAAUGGAAAAGAAACCUUUAUGUAUCUAAUGGGCAUAAUCGACUAGACAAAGAAAUACAAUGGAUAUAUAACAAAUAUUCCCAAACAGCUGAUAUUUUAGAAAAUAUUACCGCCAGAUCAAAUCAGUAUCACUGAAACAGCAAUUUGCUUGCAGAAAUGCCUUUUAUAUGCUUAAGCUAUUAUUAUAAGCUAUUAUAUGCUUAAUAGCUAUGACAUGUAUGCUUGAGAAUAAACUUUGUUGAGUAAUAAAUGGCUGUAUGUAGAGCAGGUUGUGAAAAAGUAUUCAGACUGAUUUCCCAAUCUGACAGAAGGUCCGUUUAUUUACAAAUAAACAAAUGAUUUCAUAAGUACAAUGCACAUAUAAAAUGUAAAAAGACAUCAUUGUAACCUGUAGAGCGGUAGAAAAUAUACGACUUGUUACUUAAGUGUAUUUAGAGUUCAGUCCUAUUUCCAAAUCUCUGUCUCUGAAAUGAUAUUUCAGUAGGUUUGAACAUUUCUCAUUUUCAUUCC
This is a messenger RNA of Hemibagrus wyckioides, 3279 nucleotides long. It is a transcript of the gene vill, whose product is annotated as villin-like. Gene Ontology annotation, cellular component: actin cytoskeleton; cytoplasm. Lineage: Eukaryota; Metazoa; Chordata; Actinopteri; Siluriformes; Bagridae. Gene Ontology annotation, biological process: actin filament severing; actin polymerization or depolymerization; barbed-end actin filament capping. The transcript is spliced from 20 exons. The coding region runs from base 171 to 2759 and encodes 862 amino acids. Gene Ontology annotation, molecular function: phosphatidylinositol-4,5-bisphosphate binding; actin filament binding. The record is from RefSeq and is a predicted model, not a curated record.